Molecule: messenger RNA, 2776 nt
Organism: Habropoda laboriosa
Lineage: Eukaryota; Metazoa; Arthropoda; Insecta; Hymenoptera; Apidae
Product: pre-rRNA processing protein FTSJ3
Exons: 6
Coding region: 93-2636 (847 amino acids)
Biological process (GO): maturation of LSU-rRNA from tricistronic rRNA transcript (SSU-rRNA, 5.8S rRNA, LSU-rRNA); maturation of 5.8S rRNA from tricistronic rRNA transcript (SSU-rRNA, 5.8S rRNA, LSU-rRNA); rRNA methylation
Cellular component (GO): nucleus; nucleolus; preribosome, large subunit precursor
Molecular function (GO): rRNA (uridine-2'-O-ribose)-methyltransferase activity; rRNA (guanine) methyltransferase activity
Source: RefSeq, a predicted model, not a curated record
UGGCCGCGUAUGGUACAUGUAAUUCUGUAGUAAAUCAAUGUUUUUAAAGGAAAUAAGUUUUUUAUAAAUGAUAUAAUUGUUUAUAAUUCAAAAUGGGUAAAAAAGGAAAAGUUGGGAAACAAAGAAAGGAUAGAUUUUACCAAUUAGCAAAGGAAACUGGUUAUAGGUCACGUGCAGCCUUUAAAUUAAUUCAAUUGAAUCGAAAAUUUGAAUUUUUACAAAAAUCACGAGUAUGCAUAGAUUUAUGUGCAGCUCCUGGAGGGUGGAUGCAAGUUGCCCGACAGAAUAUGCCAGUAUCUUCUAUAGUAAUAGGUGUAGACUUGUAUCCUAUAAAACCUAUUCCAGGGUGUAUUGGUUUAGUAGAAGAUAUCACAAGUGAUAAAUGUCGUGUAUUAAUAUCUCGUGAAUUGAAGACUUGGAAAGCUGAUGUAGUAUUACACGAUGGAGCACCAAAUGUUGGUAAAAAUUGGCUUCAUGAUGCAUAUCAGCAAGUUGUCUUAACUUUAGGUGCUCUUAAAAUGGCAACACAUUUUCUACGACCUGGUGGAUGGUUUAUUACAAAAGUUUUUCGUUCAAAAGAUUAUCAUCCAUUAGUUUGGGUAUUAAAACAAUUGUUCAGAAAGGUACAUGCAACAAAACCACAAGCAUCACGUACAGAAUCUGCUGAAAUUUUUGUUGUUUGUCAAUAUUAUAUUGCUCCAGAUAAAUUAGACCCUAAAUUUUUGGAUCCAAAAUAUGUUUUCUCUGAAUUAGACAUAGAAUCUUCAAAUAAAUUAAAUGUAUAUAAUCCUGAAAAAAGCAAACACAAAGCAGAAGGUUAUCCAGAAAAUGAUUACACUUUAUAUCAUAAAUUAUCCGUCAAAGAUUUUAUAGCACAUGACAAUGUUGUAGAAGCAUUGCAAGAUGCUUCUGAAAUUGUUUUUGAUGAUGAAAUAAUAACAAAUCAUGAAAAAACGACCGAAGAAAUCAAAGAAUGCUGUAAAGAUAUUAAAGUAUUAGGUAAAAAGGAAUUGCGAAAAUUAAUGAGUUGGUGGAAAACAUUAAAGGAAUCUUUAAAAGCAAAAGAGUCAGUAGAAGAAAAUGCGACGCAAGAUGUGCCUGAAAAGACAGCAGAAGCACCAGCAAUAAGUCAAGAAGAGUUGGAAGAUCUAGAAGAUGAACAAAUUGGAAAACAAAUUGAAGAACUUAAAGGAGAAGAAGCUAGAGAGCUUAAAAGAAAGAAGAAAAAAGCUAAUAAAGAAAGGCAAAAAUUAAACGAGCGGCUCAAUUUAAAAAUGAUUCAUAAAGGAAAUGAAGGACCUGUAUUAGAAGGAGAUAAUAUGUUUACUUUGAAAACAAUCAAGACACAUAAAGAAUUGGAAAAUGUAAUGGAUCAGGAUCCUGAUAUAGUAGCAGAAAGUGAUGUAGAUUCAGACGAGGAGCAACGAAAACAAAAAAAAGUCGCUUAUAAUAAGGAUGAAGGACAGUUAGAUAGCUCAGGGUUAUAUUAUAAAGCAGAUGAUAGUGACUUGGAAGGUUCUAGCGAUGCCUCGGAUGAUGACUCAGAUAGCAAUAAAUCAGGUUUAGGUUUGGAUGAAUCUGAUGAGGAAGGUAUAAAUAAAGUGCAAAAAAAGAGAAAGGGUAUUGCUGAUGCUCCAGAAAAUCCUUUAUUAACUGAUUUAGAUCAUAGGGAUAAGAAGAUUAAACAGAUUCACAAAGCAGAAUUGUGGUUUGAAAAAGAUGCAUUUAAAAACUUAGAAGAUGUAAAGGAUGAAGAUUUUGAAUUAGAUAAAAUGGUUGAAGAAUAUAAAAAGAAAGGUGGCUACGUUAUAGGAGAGAAUAAUUCUAUGGAUAGUGAUAAAGAAAAUAAAAUAAAGAAAGGUAAAAGUGUACAAGGAAAGGAACAAGCAGAUAACGAUGACGAUGAUUCGGAAUCUGAUUAUGAUGUGGAAAAGAUGAUGACUCCAAGUAAAAAAACUAAAAAGAAGAAAAGUGGCAGCGAAGAUAAUUCUAAAGUAACAAGUACAAAGUUAAAAAAAAGGAAACGUUUAACCGAAGAAGAUUUAGCAUUAGGAUCAUUAUUAGUUCAAAGUAAGAAAACUCGAAGAGAUUUAAUAGAUUCAGCUUGGAAUAGAUAUGCAUUUAACGAUGAAAAGUUACCGGAUUGGUUUGCACAAGAUGAAGAGAAACAUAUGAAGAAAGAAGCGCCAGUUCCUAAAGAACUCGUUGACGACUAUAAAAAGCGAGUCGAAGAUUUAAAUGUUAGACCAAUUAAAAAAGUAGUAGAAGCAAAGGCAAGAAAAAAGCGAAGGGCAUUGCGUAAAUUAGAAAAAGCAAAGAAAAAGGUGGAAGCAAUAAUGGACAAUUCAGAGAUUAGUGAUAAAGAAAAAUCAAAACAAGUACAAGCGUUGUACAAGAAAGCUCGUAAAGAGCCGAAGAAGGAUGUCACUUACGUAGUGAUGAAAAAACAUAUGGCACAGAAGAAAGCAAAACGACCACCUGGUGUUAAAGGACGUUAUAAAUUGGUUGAUCCAAGAAUGAAGAAAGACUUACGUGCAGCGAAAGCAAAAGAAAAAACUAAAGGACGCGGGAAGAGUCGCGGUGGGAAGCCACCCCGAGGAAAACCUAAAGCUCAUAAAGGAAAGAAAGCAAAAUAAAAAAAAAAUAUAAAUAUGAACAAAAUAUGGGACAAAAGGUGCAUCUUCUAGAUGCAAAAUAGAUAUUAUUUUGCAGUGUUCUUGUAACAGUGUAAAUAGCACGCAUUGUAUGUAAACAUGAAUUGUUUGUAUGAAUCACA